Messenger RNA from Colletotrichum destructivum, 1997 nucleotides. RefSeq names its product Putative FAD-binding 8, ferric reductase, NAD binding domain-containing protein. The transcript is spliced from 3 exons. The record is from RefSeq and is a predicted model, not a curated record. NCBI's taxonomy places the organism in Eukaryota, Fungi, Ascomycota, Sordariomycetes, Glomerellales, Glomerellaceae. The coding region runs from base 52 to 1845 and encodes 597 amino acids. Gene Ontology annotation, cellular component: plasma membrane. Gene Ontology annotation, molecular function: ferric-chelate reductase activity. Gene Ontology annotation, biological process: intracellular iron ion homeostasis; copper ion import; iron ion transport.
AUCUUAUCAAUCAGGCCACAUCCCUCAUCUUAUCAAUCAGAGGCAAAUCUCAUGUUCGUCGGCUGGUUCAACUCUCGGCCUCACCACGCCGCUCUCAGCAUGCCUACAGCGACGAUGAUCCAGGCUCUCAGGCCUCCGAUCACAAAACAACUUUGCAAUGAGAAGACGCUGAAAAUAUACGCCGUGUUUCUCUGUGGCCUUUUGAUCCUUGCCUUUGUGGCUCGUUGGCUGCGCGAAGUCUGCAACAGGAACCCGAGUUCAGCUGCAUCUCGCGCCUCACGAGAUCCCCGUCUCUUCAAAUGGCUUCAACUCUUCCGGAAACUGGAGAGCCAGGCAGAUUGGGGAUGGUUUGGACGACGCUCCUUCGGACUCAUCAUAUUGGUUGGCAUCUACCUCACUGGUAACACCGUCUUCUCCUCGAUAAAUCUGGCCUUGUAUCAACUGAACCAUUGGGCAUCUAGAUUCGGGUGGAUGGGUGCGGCGAAUAUGGCGCUGUGUGUAUUCUUUGGAUUGAAGAACACGCCAAUGGCAUAUAUAACGCCUAUGUCACAUGCUCAGCUCAACAUCUUUCACCGCAUCGCGGGAUAUACGGCGGUGCUCCUGGUGCUUCUCCAUGCCAUUCUCUACACGAUACACUUCGGCCGCCAGGGGCGAUGGGCAAACAUGGUGAAACAAGAAAACCUGGAGGGUAUCGGCGCUGGAAUUUCUAUGUUGGUCUUGCUCAUGGGGGUUCUGAGACACCGAAGCUACGAGAUCUUCUAUGUCAGUCACAUCGUUGGUUUCGUGGCCGCCGUCGUGUUGACAUCGCUGCACCGGCCGAAUUGGGCGAAGAAACUCCCCGUGUUGAUGCUGUUCAUCACUGCACUCUGGGUGGCAGAUCGUAUACUUCGGGCCGCGAGGAUCACCUACAACCUCGUCAACAACACUGCUACUUUCUACUCACUUCCCGGCGGAGGAACGCGACUACUUCUAAAGAAGCCGGGCAUCGAUGUUGCUCCCCCAGGCUCUCAUUGCUUUCUGUGGAUCCCGAGACUUCACCUCUUCCAAAGUCAUCCAUUCACAAUCGUCAGUAACGGCCCUUCUGGCUUGGAGUUGGUAAUGAAGUCACGGAAGGGCUUCACCAAGACAGUCGGCACCUUCGCGGCCCGCUACCCUCGCUGUACUGCUUGGGCUUCAGUAGACGGCCCAUAUGCAUCAUGCCCGAACACAGAGAGCUACGACAAGCUGAUUCUUAUUGCCGGGGGAAGCGGGGCAGCGUUCACAGUUGGUCUCAUGAAUCACAUCCUGAGCCGGUCGCAAAGACCUGUACACCAGUCUAUCGAGUUUGUUUGGGCUGUGAAGCGUGCAGGUACGUCAGCCUGCAAUUUCGGUUACUUGGCGUCCCUUUUUGACCAUUCAGCAGAGCAAUUGAGCUGGUUCUCCGAGCAUCUCCGCAAUCUUUCGAAAGCUGGGUCAGGUGUGAGUGUGAGGCUCUAUGUCACGAGCGAGGAUUCGGUGGCAAGCCCGAGUCUUGCCACAUAUUCUGACGUUGAAUCUGGGGUCCAACCCGAAAUGGAGAGAAGCCUUUCUUCGAAGACAGGUUUUGCCAACUAUGGGAGUAUCUCGGAGGUAUGUGAUAGGGACACACUUCUGGUCGGAACCGACUGCGACGCUGUCACAUUCACGAGAAUGGGUAUUGAAAUGGUAAUUGAAAAAGCUAUGGGGACAUCAAAAAGUUGCCAAAGAGUUUUAAUGGCGGCUUGCGGUCCAGAAUCACUCAUGGAUGCCGUGAAGGAUUCGGCGGACGAUUGGCGGAGCAAGCGAGGCUUCAGGAUAGAUGUUCACUGCGAGGACUUCAACGGUUGAUGGGUCCAAUCAACGGCAUUUUUAUAAAACAUCUAUUGGGAGAAGCCUUUGAUCAGUCUUUUCCUGAUUCAAACGGCGGCGAUAAAGCCAUACCCACACGUGCUGAGACCGACAAGAAGCGUGUUUCCUUGAGUUUCCAGUUGACAUGCCAA